Messenger RNA from Hyaloperonospora brassicae, 2994 nucleotides. Lineage: Eukaryota; Oomycota; Peronosporomycetes; Peronosporales; Peronosporaceae. The record is from the annotation of a GenBank genome assembly.
AUGGCAAGCAAGCGGGACAGCGAUUUGUACGUGACUGUGUCGAGAGACACAUGUCGAGACAGCAGCGGGUAUGACGACGUGGCCAAGAGGUCGAGCGCGUCACGUGCAAAGCACGAGCAAAGGGGCGAUACUGAGUCCACGAACGUGCUGUGCUCGAGCCCGAAGGAGGUCGUGUCGCCGACGUCGUCCAGUAGCAACGGCUCUAGUGUCGAGCUGAGUGCAGAAGCAGAGUACGACGCGGGACAUGAGGCCGGAGACAGAAAAGCGCUCGCGGCGAUUGUGCCCACGUCAGCUACAGCGACCGAAACCGACUCGGACGUAGAAGAAGGGCGUAGUGAUUUCGAUAAGGAGAAGGAGCGUGUGGCUCAACGUUCGGAGCACGUGGGGGAUCAACGAGGUGUCGAUGACGCCAAUAGGGAAGAGAUGAAGAGUGAAGAGUGCAACGAGCUGCAAUGUCCUGGCUCAGCGACAAAGAAACUUCAGGAACGGUUUGACCUGGCGACGGCACUGGACUUUGAAACGGACACGAAUGAAGCGAUGGACAUUGAUCCGCCGAGUGUCACUCGGCAGACAUCGAGUAGUUUUUCAGAUCUGGGCGACUUUGAUGAUUAUCCGUUCACGGACGCGAUAGCAAUACCAAGCAAUGGAGGUACGGGCAGUGUGGAGAGCGGCAGCAAUGCCGGCACCCCCAAUACAUUUUACUCGGUUUACGACAAUGAGGCAUUUCGCUUCACACAUGCAAGUGUGAGCCACUGCGGCUAUGGCAGCUACGAUGCGAUCAGUAAGAUUUCUGGCUCAUACUCGAAUAGUCCAGCGAGAAGCGUGCGAAGUGCAAAUUCACCAUCAAUGCUGCGUCUGGAGAAUUGUGGCUACAAUGGCGGUAGUAUCACGCCGACGUUCCAGUUGACACAGCCUGCAGAUGAGUCGCAUGCACUGAUUGGCGAUAUCUACCCAGUUGCUGGGGAGAUAGUGCGUCUGCAAGUCGACAAUGCAGCAUACAUCAUAUUUUACAAGAGCGAAGAUAGCGGCGAAGAGCAGAGCAUGAAACAUGACAUGCUUGCCAUGUCCUCCUCGUCCGACGACGACGGCGAUGUGACUGAGUGGGGCGAGGACGCAGGUGGACGAGUCGCCCCGCCUCGUUCGUACGCGUCGCUAGGUGCUGCUGGUCACAAGGUGCAAACGGACAACUGUUUUACGCGGGACUACCAUCACCCGACCCGGUCUUUGGGGAGAGGCCUGUUUCGUGCUUCCACGAGCGUCGGCAAUGGUUUUCUAAAAGGCGCAGCUGGUCUGGUGAACAAGACGUAUCAAGGCGGAGCAAACGGUGGCGUAUUUGGCUUUGCGAAAGGUCUAGGCAUGGGCAUGUUGGGCCUGGGUACACACACAGUAAAAGGCGCAUUUCGUGGAGUAGGGCAAGUGACGCAUUUGGUUGGUGAAAUGGUGCUGGGGACAGCGCCGCAUUUUAGUAUUGAUGGGACGCUGGUGCUGACGAAUUACCGUAUCAUUUGGCAAGCGCUUAGCACAAAAGAUGCGAUGGAAAUUCGUUUGGCAUCGAUUUUGUCUGCGGAAAGCUCGACGACAGCGCCCCAUAUUGCGAAUAUCGAAGGCAAACACCUCCUUCGCGCUUCAUUGGCAUUCCAAGACGAGACUACGUGCUCAGACUUCUUGAGCUGCAUUUGGGAGCUCUACUCGAUGGGUGUAUCGCCGCCCCACUAUCUGUUUGCUCACGUGCACUACCAGGCACUGCGACAUAAGGAACAGGCGAAGACGCCGAGCAAAACAGGGAUCAAGACGCCGACCGACUCGCUCUACGAUGCAGAGAAAGACUACCGACGGCUGAAGCUGCUGGACGAAGACAGCUGGAUGCGGUUGUAUGAUAACUCGGACUAUAUCAUGUUUCCGUCAUACCCAGACACGUUUGUGGUUCCAUCGGUGUUGGAUGACGACGACCUGCGUGAGCUGAGCACGUAUCGAAGCGCCAGUCGCAUUCCUGCGGUAGUAUGGCGUCAUCCGCACACGCGGGCGCUCGUGUGCCGGUGUGCCCAGCCUUGUACAGGGUUGAGUGGAUAUAUCGUGGAAGCCGAUCGAAAGUUGGUGCUAGCGCUGCAACGUGCAACGAGUGUGCACGGCGAUGCAAAGUUUCAUUUUUUCGACGCACGAAGCCAAAUGGCGGCAGCAGCGAACUCCGCGCAAGGCAAGGGCACCGAAGACCCACGAAACUAUCCGAACACCGAGCUCCAUUUUUGUGACAUUGCGAACAUUCAUGCUGUGCGCUCAUCGUAUGCAUCGCUAGCAUCGGUGUGCCAGCCUGGACAAGAGCGUGAGAGCACUGGAUGGUUAUUUCAGCUGCGAAACACGUUUUGGUUUUUGCACUUGUCCAGUAUUCUCUCCACGUCGCAGGAAAUCUGCCGCUGUCUUUGCCAGAGCGAGUCUGUGAUGAUCCACUGCAGUGACGGAUGGGACCGUACUCCACAAUUGACGGCCAUGGUACAGCUCCUGCUCGAUCCGUACUACCGGACAGUUGCUGGGCUGAUGCAGCUGAUUGAAAAGGAGUGGUGCUCUUUUGGGCACCUUUUUCGGUUCAGGUACUCCCAAGGCGAAGGACCCGGCCACCAGGAGCUCGAGGAACAGUCUCCUGUGUUUAUCCAGUGGCUGGAUGCAUUGUGGCAGGUUUGGCGCCAACAGCCAUGGGCUUUUGAGUUUAGCGAGUCCCUUCUCGCAGUACUUUACGAACACGUUUUCUCUGGUCUCUACGGCAACUUUUUCUACAACAACCAGCGACAACGAAAGCACGAAGAGGCGAUUGCACCGACGUGGUCGCUGUGGUACGUCUUGCUGGGGCACAUGGACAAGUAUCUGAAUGCGGAAUACGACAGCGCGAAGAACUUUAACAGCAUCGGGUUGAUGCUUCCAUUUUCAUCUGAGGAGAAUGAUUUGGUGAUGUGGGAAAACCACUUUGUUUAUGCUGACCCUGUCUGCCGGAAGUACGAGUGA